This is a messenger RNA of Fukomys damarensis (Damara mole-rat), 4011 nucleotides long. It is a transcript of the gene Itga2, whose product is annotated as integrin subunit alpha 2. Gene Ontology annotation, molecular function: integrin binding. The transcript has 30 exons. Gene Ontology annotation, biological process: integrin-mediated signaling pathway; cell adhesion mediated by integrin; cell-cell adhesion. Lineage: Eukaryota; Metazoa; Chordata; Mammalia; Rodentia; Bathyergidae. The record is from RefSeq and is a predicted model, not a curated record. The coding region runs from base 119 to 3658 and encodes 1179 amino acids. Gene Ontology annotation, cellular component: external side of plasma membrane; integrin complex.
UCACUAGGCAGGGUGGGAGCACUCCUGACAGCUUCAGGGUCUGCAGACCGUCCUCUCGUUCGGUCCAGCGUGUUCUCUGCAAGCUCAGAGCGUCUCGCUUCCCCAGUGCUGACCCAGGAUGAGUACAGAACAGGCGGGGACUCUGCCUUUGUGGGUGCUGUUAGCGCUCAGUCAAGGUAUUAUAAAUUGUUGUUUGGCAUACAAUGUUGGCCUCCCGGAAGCAAAAAUAUUUUCCGGUCCUUCAAGUGAACAGUUUGGCUAUUCAGUGCAGCAAUUUAUAAAUCCAAAAGGCAACUGGUUACUGGUCGGUUCACCUUGGAGUGGCUUUCCAGAGAACCGAAUGGGAGAUGUAUAUAAAUGCCCUGUUGACCUGUCCACUGCUACAUGUGAAAAACUGAAUUUGCAAACUUUAACCAGCAUCCAAAAUGUGACUGAGGUGAAAACUAACAUGAGUCUCGGCUUGACUCUCACAAGGAAUAUGGGAACUGGAGGGUUUCUGACAUGUGGUCCUCUGUGGGCACAGCAGUGUGGCAGUCAGUAUUACACAACUGGUGUUUGCUCUGAUGUCAGUCCUGACUUUCAGCACUUGUCCAGCUUUGCACCUGCAAUUCAGACCUGCCCUUCCCUCAUUGAUGUUGUGGUUGUGUGUGAUGAAUCAAAUAGUAUUUAUCCUUGGGAUGCAGUAAAGAACUUUCUGGAAAAAUUUGUGCAAGGUCUGGAUAUAGGCCCCAGAAAGACACAGGUUGCCUUGAUUCAGUAUGCCAAUAACCCAAGAGUCGUAUAUAACCUGAAUACUUUUAAAACCAAAGAUGAACUGAUUCGAGCAACAUCCCAGACAUUCCAAUUUGGUGGAGACCUCACAAACACAUUCAAAGCAAUUCAAUUUGCAAGAACUGCCGCUUAUUCAGCAGCUUCUGGUGGUCGGCCAGGUGCUACCAAAGUAAUGGUGGUUGUAACCGAUGGAGAAUCGCACGAUGGUUCAAUGUUGAAAUCUGUGAUUGAGCAGUGCAACAACGACAAUAUACUGAGGUUUGGCAUAGCAGUUCUUGGGUACUUAAACAGAAAUGCCCUUGACACUAAAAAUUUAAUAAAAGAAAUCAAAGCAAUUGCUAGUAUUCCCACAGAAAGAUUCUUUUUCAACGUAUCUGAUGAAGCAGCUCUACUAGAAAAAGCUGGGACAUUGGGAGAACACAUUUUCAGCAUCGAAGGUACUGUUCAAGGAGGAGAGAACAUCCAGUUGGAAAUGUCCCAAGUUGGAUUCAGUGCCGAUUACUCUCCCCAAAAUGAUAUUCUGAUGUUGGGUGCAGUGGGAGCUUUUGACUGGAGUGGGACUGUUGUUCAAGAGACUUCUCAUAGACACUUAAUCUUUCCUAAAGAAGCCUUUGACCAAAUUCUGCAAGAUAGAAAUCACAGUUCAUAUUUAGGUUACUCUGUGGCUGCAAUUUCUACUGAAAAAAGUGUCCACUUUGUUGCUGGUGCUCCUCGGGCAAAUUAUACUGGCCAGAUAAUUCUAUACAGUCUUGAUGAGCAUAGCAAUGUCACGAUUAUUCAGACUCACAGAGGGGAUCAGAUUGGCUCCUAUUUUGGUAGUGUGUUGUGUUCAGUUGAUGUGGAUAAAGACACGGUUACAGAUGUGCUCUUGGUAGGUGCACCAACGUACAUGAAUAACCUGAAGAAAGAGGAGGGAAGAGUCUACUUGUUUACUAUUGCAAAGGGCAUUUUAAAUCAGCACCAAUUUCUUGAAGGCCCUAAGGGCAUUGAAAAUGCCCGCUUUGGCUCAGCAAUUGCAGCUCUUUCAGAUAUCAAUAUGGAUGGCUACAAUGAUGUGAUCGUGGGCUCACCUUUAGAAAAUCAGAAUUCUGGAGCUGUGUACAUUUACAAUGGUGAUCAGGGCACCAUUCGCACAAAGUAUUCCCAGAAAAUCUUGGGCUCUGAUCGAGCCUUUAGGAAUCAACUCCAGUUCUUUGGGAGAUCCUUGGAUGGCUACGGAGAUUUAAAUGGGGAUUCCAUCACUGAUGUGUCCGUUGGUGCUUAUGGACAAGUGGUUCAACUCUGGUCACAAAGUAUUGCUGAGGUGGCUGCAGAAGCUUCAUUCAGUCCAGAAAAAAUCAUUUUGUUCAACAAGAAUGCUCAGAUAGUCCUCCAACUCUGCUUCAAGGCGAAGUUUAGACCUACUAGCCAAAACAAUCAAGUGGCCAUUAUGUAUAACAUCACACUUGAUGCAGACAGAUAUUCAUCCAGAGUAACCUCUAGGGGGUUAUUUCAAGAAAAUAAUGAGAGAAACCUCCAGAAGAAUAUGGUGCUAAAUGCAGAAAACAAAUGUACUCAGUACAAGAUUCACGUACAGAAACCCUCCGAUGUUGUGAACUCUUUGGAUCUGCGUGUGGACAUCAGUCUGGAAAACCCUGGCACUAGCCCUGCACUUGAAGCCUAUUCUGACACUGUCACAGUCUUCAGCAUCCCUUUCUACAAAGACUGUGGUGGUGAUGGAAUUUGCAUCUCUGAUCUGGUUCUAGAUGUCCAACAGCUACCAGCUACUCAAGAACAGUCCUUUAUUGUCAGCAACCAAAAUAAAAGGUUAACGUUUUCAGUAACACUGAAAAACAAAGGAGAAAGUGCAUACAAUGCUGCAAUUGUUGCUAAUUUUUCAGAAAACUUGUUUUUUGCAUCAUUCUCCAUGCCGGUUGAUGGAACAGAAGUAACAUGCCAGGUUGAUUCAUCUCAGAAGUCUGUUAGCUGCGAUGUAGGCUAUCCUGCUUUAAACAGUAAACAACAGGUGACUUUCAUGCUUAACUUCGACUUCAAUCUUCAAAACCUUCAGAAUCAGGCAUCUUUCAGUGUCCAAGCUUUUAGUGAAAGUGAGGAGGCGAAUAAAGCAGAUAAUUCAGUCAACCUCAAAAUUCCUCUACUGUAUGAUGCUGAAAUUCAUUUAACCAGAUCCACCAACAUAAAUUUUUAUGAAGUUUCUUUGGAUGAGAAUGUUCCCUCUAUUGUGCACAGUUUUGAAGAUAUUGGUCCAAAAUUCAUCUUCUCUCUUAAGGUAACGACAGGACUUGUUCCAGUAAGCAUGGCAUCUGUAAUCAUCCACAUUCCUCAGUACACUAAAGAAAAGAACCCACUCAUGUACCUGACCGAGGUACACAUGGACCAGGCUGGUGACAUCAGUUGUCAAGCAGAAAUAAAUCCACUGAAACUGGGUCAGACAUCUUCCUCUGUAUCUUUCAAGAGUGAAAACUUCCGGUACCUAAAAGAAUUGGACUGCAGAACUGCUUCCUGCAGUAAUGUCACCUGCUGGUUCAAAGACCUUGACAUAAAAGGAGAAUACUUCAUUAAUGUGUCUACCAGAAUUUGGAAUAGGACUUUUGCUGCAUCCACUUUCCAGACAGUACAGCUGACGGCAACUGCGGAAAUCAAUACCUAUAACCCUCAACUAUAUGUGAUUGAAGAAAACACCGUCACAAUUCCUCUCCUGAUAAUGAAGCCCAACGAGAAAGCUGAAGUACCAGUAGGAGUUAUAGUAGGAAGUAUAGUUGCUGGAAUUCUUUUACUCUUAGCUCUGGUUUCUGUCUUAUGGAAGCUCGGCUUCUUCAAAAGAAAAUAUGAAAAAAUGAUGAAAAAUCCAGAUGAGAUGGAUGAGACCACAGAACUCAACAGCUGAGCCACCUGGCAAACUCUGUCACAGUGGGAACUGUCAGCGUCCCAUCGGGGUCUGCUAUUGUCACAGAUGGAUCUUUUUUUAAGUCUAAGUUUUUAAAUAAUGUAAUGGGUAGAUUAGCCUGAUAUUUUAAGAGAAACUGCUGGCCAGUUUGCAAUGAAGCAAGUGUGAGUGAGGAUUAGGAGUAAAAAGAGCAAAAGACUUAUUUUUUAAAGAAAAAAGUAAUCCUUAAACUGGCUGGUACAGAGUUUACAUUGUAUUGUACUGUGUUGGAAACAUUAAAUGCUUCCAGGUAUGCAAGUCUUAAAGAAAUUUGGGGGAGUGGGGAAUGCUUUCUUUAAAAUGAUUGAUUUAAA